This is a messenger RNA of Pygocentrus nattereri (red-bellied piranha), 926 nucleotides long. RefSeq lists its product as uncharacterized. The transcript is spliced from 5 exons. NCBI's taxonomy places the organism in Eukaryota, Metazoa, Chordata, Actinopteri, Characiformes, Serrasalmidae. The coding region runs from base 1 to 708 and encodes 235 amino acids. Gene Ontology annotation, biological process: response to bacterium. The record is from RefSeq and is a predicted model, not a curated record.
AUGAUGGAUCCAACUGUGAUUAUCAUCUUACUUCUCUACAAGACAUAUUCUGCUCAAGCAGUGAGAAAUUCUGAGCCGUUGGUCGUCUCAGCAGCGCCUGGUGAAACGGUCACUCUCAACUGCCCAUCUGUAGGUGACUCAGAUGCAGAUGUUAGGAUGUGGUAUAAACAAAGACUGGAGCAUGCGCCACUGGAAGUGGGAUCAAAGUUUAAAACUAAGGAUUCAAUAAUUUCAGCUCCUUUUGACAAAUCAAGAUUUAAAAUAGAAAGAACAGCUCAAAACGUUUCUCUCAGUAUUGAACGUGUCACUAAAGGAGAUGAAGGAAUGUACUUCUGUGCAGCGGCUGGAGAGAAAACGAUGAACUUUUCUACUGCUACAUUCUUAGCGGUCACAGAAGCUUCUGCAGGUCCUGUAAUGCUGACUCUGGCAGUUUUCUCAGCAGUGUGUGUGGCUGUAAUCUGCGCUCAAACCAUUUUAAUCCAUAAACUGAGAAAAUCUGAACACGGCGCUGGUGAGAAAGCUCAGCAGGGGGCUGUGAAUGAGAGGACCACCAGACAGGAGCAGAACACUGAGAACCUGCAUUACGCUGCCAUCCACAUCAAAGAGAAGAAAGCCAAAGGUGGGAGAGUGAAGAGAGAACAGCCUGAAGACGUUAUUUACUCUCACGUGAGAAGCUCCAAAGCUGCUGCUCAGCGCUCACAUCGCUAGUUUCCUAAGAUGGUCAUGAGUGAAUAUUUGAACUUUUCCAAACCUCAAAUGAGCUCCAGUCUUUAAUCUGUCACUGUUUAUUUCUUGUUAGUGAUUGUUCUGUUGACUGAAAGUUUCGGUUCUCUGAAGGACAACGUGAGAACUCAGCUUUAGAGCGUGUGGUCACUGUGAUCACACAGACUGAUGUUGUCUGAUAUUCAGCUCUAUUCAUAGAAGUG